AGCAAUUUACUCUGCCGGCCGAACGAAGGAACGUCGUAAGAGAGGUUAGGAGCUCCUUAUCCUAAACUCUAUAAAGAAUCUGUUUAUUAUUACUAAGUAUCGUACUUUAUUUACGUUCGAGAAAUAUAUUCAUUUGAAUAUGACUUGAAUAGUAUGCACUGCAGACAGAGGCAGAAUUCUUUAAAGGUGCAGUACUUAUACUCAUAUUAAGUAGAAGGAGAGUAGAAAUUGUGAGUCAAAAGCAUCAAGAAAGAGGUAUCUGUUGGAAGUUUAACAUUAACAAAACAAAAAAUUACGGCUACCAAAAAUGAGCAAGUACAGGAAGAAAGAAUCUUCAACAGAAGAGAGUGACAGCGAAGAGGAGCAGAGAAAGAAGGACCUUAAGGAAAGAGAUGAGUUUGCAAACCGUUUGAAAACUAAAGAUGAGAACAAAACAAGAAAAGUGGCAUUGCCACUUGGAUCUGGAGCUGCUGAGGCAGCAAAAAGACUCAAGAUCAUGGAGGAAGAGUCAAAAGACAAGCUUGUGCCUAAGCUGCGUAUAGAGUCUCGCAGAAAAUAUCUAGAGAAAAGAAAGGAAGAUAAAGUUGCCGAAUUAGAAGCUGACAUUCUAGAUGAUGAGUACUUGUUCGAUGAGGAAAUAUUAACAGAAAGGGAAAAAAAAGAACGAGCUCACAAGAAAGAAUUGCUCCGAAUAGCUAAAGAACAUGAAAAGGCCAGAGAAAUUGAGCGGAUUCAGAGGUAUCACAUGCCUCAUGAAAAAAAGAAGGGUGAGCCUGAACAGGACUACACAGACAGAGAACCUCCUCAGUCAGAACAGAGCAAAUGGGAAUCUGAUCAGAUGUCCUCUGCUGUAUUUAAAUUUGGUGCAAAGAAUAAAAAAGCACAAGAAGAAUACGAACUACUCCUGGCGGAUGAGGUUGAAUUUGUACAAGCUCUGCAAAUGCCAGGUGAUAAAAAAGAUAAAAAAAUUGAGGAAAAGCCUAAAGAGCGUAAGUUAACGACGAUCGAAGAAACGCAAAAAAGUUUACCAAUAUACCCGUUUAAAAAAGAAUUAAUCCAAGCAAUAAGAGAUCACCAGGUACUUAUUAUUAAAGGAGAGACUGGCUCGGGUAAAACGACCCAAAUACCUCAGUAUCUGUACGAAGCUGGAUUUACAGAAGGAGACAAAUUAAUCGGCUGUACGCAGCCGAGAAGAGUGGCGGCGAUGUCAGUUGCUGCCCGAGUUGCUCACGAGAUGAGUGUAAAGUUAGGUAACGAAGUCGGCUAUGCUAUUCGUUUUGAAGACUGCACAUCUCAUCGCACGAGAAUAAAAUACAUGACGGACGGUACACUGCAUCGAGAAUUUUUGAGUGAACCGGAUUUGGCUUCUUACAGCGUUAUGAUAAUUGAUGAAGCUCACGAAAGAACUUUACACACGGAUAUUCUCUUCGGUCUGGUAAAAGAUAUAGCACGGUUUCGGUCAGAUUUGAAAUUGCUAAUAUCGUCAGCUACACUGGAUGCAACGAAAUUCAGUGAGUUUUUUGAUGACGCACCGAUUUUUCAAGUACCUGGACGAAGGUAUCCUGUCGACAUAUUCUAUACAAAGGCGCCAGAAGCGGAUUAUAUAGAUGCGGCAGUCGUCUCUAUUUUGCAAAUACACGCCACACAGCCUCCCGGCGAUAUUCUUGUAUUCUUGACAGGUCAGGAAGAAAUUGAAACAUGUUUUGAAAUGCUGCAAGAUAGAGUCAGGAGGUUGGGUAGCAAAUUAGGCGAACUUUUGAUUUUACCCGUUUACGCCAAUCUUCCUAGUGACAUGCAGGCUAAAAUCUUUAUGCCAACACCUCCAGGGGCAAGGAAGGUGGUUUUGGCUACUAACAUUGCAGAAACGUCGCUGACCAUAGAUAACAUAAUCUACGUCAUCGAUCCUGGGUUCGCCAAGCAAAACAAUUUUAAUUCACGUACGGGCAUGGAGAGUUUGAUGGUGGUCCCUAUUAGUAAAGCGUCAGCAAAUCAACGAGCAGGACGAGCCGGAAGAGUUGCUCCCGGAAAAUGUUUCAGACUAUACACUGCCUGGGCUUACCAGCACGAGUUAGAAGAAAAUACCGUUCCAGAGAUACAAAGAAUCAAUCUAGGUAACGCAGUACUUACGCUGAAAGCGUUAGGUAUAAACGACUUGGUCCACUUUGAUUUCUUGGACCCUCCGCCACACGAGACACUCGUACUCGCUCUGGAACAGUUGUAUGCCUUAGGAGCACUCAAUCAUAGAGGUGAACUCACUAAGCUCGGCAGAAGAAUGGCCGAGUUUCCAGUAGACCCGAUGAUGGCGAAGAUGCUACUUGCGAGCGAGAAGUAUCGUUGUUCGGAAGAAAUUUCCACGAUCGCCGCUAUGCUCUCUGUCAACGGUGCAAUAUUUUACAGACCUAAAGAUAAAAUUAUCCAUGCCGAUGCUGCACGGAAGAAUUUCAAUGUACCUGGUGGCGACCAUCUGGUUUUGUUGAACGUUUAUAAUCAGUGGGCGCAGAGCGGCUUUAGUACGCAUUGGUGUUAUGAGAAUUUUAUACAACACAAAUCAAUGAAAAGGGCUCGAGAUGUUAAGGAACAACUUGUUGGGUUAAUGGAACGGGUUGAAAUGGAACUUGUUUCUGGUAUAUCAGAAACCGUGAAUAUCAGAAAAGCUAUUACAGCGGGGUAUUUUUAUCAUAUUGCUAAGUUAUCCAAAGGAGGUUCGUACAAAACAGCAAAGCACAACCAGACGGUAUCAGUGCAUCCCAAUAGUGCUCUAUUUCAGGAGUUACCAAGAUGGGUCUUGUAUCACGAGCUGGUAUUCACAACCAAAGAGUUCAUGAGACAGGUAACCGAAAUAGAGUCCAAGUGGCUUCUAGAAGUAGCUCCUCAUUACUACAAGCCUAAAGAAUUAGAAGAUUCAACAAAUAAGAAAAUGCCAAAAGUAGCAGGUCGUGCAGGUCCAGAUGGGACAAAUUAAUCAAUAUCAAGUGAUUAAUUUAAUUAUUUUGUACAGUUAAAUAUGUGAUGAUGUGAAUUGUAAUAUAUAAUUUAAGUAAUGACGGUUGUAAAGAUAUAAUUGAUCUUCAUAAGUUGAGCAUCAAAUAUUAAAAAUAAAUAAUUUUUUAUAAAAUUUUUCAACCAAAAA
Molecule: messenger RNA, 3130 nt
Organism: Nasonia vitripennis (jewel wasp)
Lineage: Eukaryota; Metazoa; Arthropoda; Insecta; Hymenoptera; Pteromalidae
Gene: l(2)37Cb
Product: pre-mRNA-splicing factor ATP-dependent RNA helicase DHX16
Exons: 10
Coding region: 308-2962 (884 amino acids)
Cellular component (GO): catalytic step 2 spliceosome; intracellular anatomical structure
Molecular function (GO): ATP binding; RNA binding
Source: RefSeq, a predicted model, not a curated record